Molecule: messenger RNA, 8616 nt
Organism: Symbiodinium sp. CCMP2592
Lineage: Eukaryota; Dinophyceae; Suessiales; Symbiodiniaceae
Source: the annotation of a GenBank genome assembly
AUGGCAGCUCCGAUGUUCGAUGAUGAUCUUUUCGACUUUGGUCACGAGGCCGAGUACGACGACACCUUCGAGCGCGGAAGCGCCGAGAGCGCUGGCCAAGACGACAGCGCCUUGACAGGCGCCGGCGCGGCCGACGACGUGCCCAGUCAGGGCAGUGGACGACGACGAAAGCGUGGGGUAUGCGGUGGCACAGGCUCUUCGGCCACUGAACAUAAGUGGCGCUCAGGAGCAGUUCCGCAAGCCCCGGAGUUUGAUGGCGACGUGGAGAGAGAUCCCUACUGCUUGAGGCAUUACCGCCGACGGCUUCUUCGAUGGGUCAAGAUCACCAAGGAGUUCCUCCCGCCGAACGAGCAGGCUCUUCGCGCCUUGGAGAAGCUUACGGGCGAGGCAGAGCUUGAGUUUGAGGAGGUUUCCGAUGAUCGGUUCGAUCAUCCUGACGGAGUCUCCCGACUGUUGGGAGACUUGGAGAAGGCCUUCGGCGAGAGGGAAAUUUUCAGACAAGGGGGUGUCAUCAGGGAGUUUGAGUCGAUUGGGAGAAUGCAGGGGGAGUCCAUCACGGCGUUUAUUCGCCGUUUCAGGCUCCUCGAGAGAAAGUUGUCCGAGAACAAGGUCCCGGAGUACCCCGAGCAGGCCAGGGUGAUUAAGUUGUUGGACGGGUUACGCUUGGACGAGAAGGCCACUGCUUCGAUACUUUUGGCAGCUGGCAACCGCUACGAAAUGAAGAGCGUGCUUGAGGCCCUCCGCAUACAGUAUCCUCCUGGCAUGAGCAUAACGGGUCUCCCCAAGGGUUUGUCAUCGUUAUCUUCGCGCUCUACCACUACGAGAUCCUCUACCUCCCGGGUAUCUACAUACAAGUCUUCUGCCACUCACGGGAAUCGCCGGAACCCGAGAUCGCAGUCCAGCGGACGGUGGACUCAGUGGCACACUGAGUGGGACGGCGAGGAUGAGACCGUGGACCAAGGCGGGGACUACGAGCCCGAAGAGGAGAACCAGGGCGAGGAUUUCGAGUACGAGCCCAAUCACGAAGAAGAGGGCAACGAGGAUGACGAUGAAGAGUUGAUCCGCGAGGAGGCCGGCGACUCGCAGCCGACCGAGGAGGUGCCUGAGGAUAUGUCCGCGCUCCUGGCGGCGGCUGAGGCACUGACGGUCACGUCCAAGAAGCUUGCCGGUUUGGUGCAAAGUCGGGGAUUUUAUGUUCAGGGCAAAGGCAAAGGCAAGUCGCCGGGCAAGUCGGGCGGCAAGAAGGGCGGCAAGUCCAAAGGAAAGGGAUCGCCGUCCGGAAAGGGUCAUCCCAAGGGCAAGGCGAGCGGCAAGAAGGGCAAGCCUGGAGGUGCUGGUGGAGCCGCCGGAGCUGAUCGCCAGAACAGGCUGAAAGGAUCCUUGUGCCUUGGAUGCGGGGCAAGUGACCACUGGAUCAGGGAUUGCCCGCAUGUGACCCGGCAGACUUGGAACUGGACGCUGAAGGUGCUCCAAACGAGCUGGAUGGUGAGCUCGCAGCCUGCCCCUACGGAGCAAAACGUGAGAGUGUUCAGAGUGCCGAGACCCCCGUCGAUAAUGUUGAGCACUUGCGAAGACGCCUCUUACAUGAUAGCUGAUACUGGGUGUCAACGUCAGGUCGCGGGGAGUGUUUGGCAUCAGCAGAAGUGUAGCGAGAUUCUGCCUCUUGUGCCACUCCGCUUUGAAGAAGUUUGUCGAUUUUCUUUUGGUCCCACCAGUGGCAUGCCGAGCAAGGGACGGUUUCUCUACCCUGCUGGGAUUGCUGGGGAAGCGGUGAUGCUUGGAAUCAGCGAGGUCGAAGCUCCGGCGCCGGGACUACUCUCCAGGCGGACCAUGGAGGCGCUUGGGGCUGUUCCGGAUCUUUUGGAGGGUACUGUCUACUUCAAGGCCUUUGGCAAGUCAACAGACCUGUUUUUGAGUCCUUGCGGGCAUCUUGCGAUUAAGAUUGAUGAGUGGCCCAACCAUGCUUUCGACUGGCCCGGCAAGUACUCCACCAUGCAGUUCAGUGGACAGGGACCCCCCGAUGUGCUGCACGACAAAGCUUUUCCGCCCAGCAGAGAGUUCAUUUACACGACCCAGAUGGCGGUGCUGUACUACUCGGCGGCUACGCUUCGCCCGAAGUUGAAGGAUAUGGUGUUAAAGAUGUACAUGGAGCCCUGUUCGGCAGUGACAAUGAUGGGGACUCAAGCGGCGAUGGCGGCUUCCAGUGCUUUGCAGCUGAACCAUUACCGCAAGAGCCCGGCGAAGUGCGACCACACCUCUGGCACGGGCACUCGGACAUAUGCCGCCGGAGGCCAAAGGAUUCGCAUUUGCGACUCCUGCGGGAGCCGUUGGGUUCUCACGCUGAGUGGGGAAGCGCUGGAGGCCGUGCCCAAGGCCAAUCCAAGCGCGAAGACACCUCUGGGAUUGACCGAUGCCCAGAAAAAGAAGCUCGCAAAGGCCAAAGGAAAACCCAAGGACCAGAGCGAGGACAAAGGCGGCGCUUCGGACGGGUCGUGGCAGCGCUUGUCGGCAUCCUCGCGGGAGCCAUCACAGGCCAAAGCUGGACACUUGGGACUGACGCCGCCGCCUCCUCCGAGACCGAGCUGGGGUCCUCAGACUCAGAGUCCGAGCCUCUUCCGUAUGAAUGGGCAGAGAAUGCCACCUCGUCAAUGGCACUCGGGACGAUCGGCGGCAAGCUCGGACACCGACAUGAGCGUCGAGACAACCGGCCAAGGUCGACAGAGCCGGCAACCUCGCCUGUUCCAACGCCGCGAGGAGGAGAACCCCAACGAGGAGGAAGGCCCGGGCGGGCUCACGGCACAGGAGGUCGACGAGAUCCUCAUGAGUCAGGCCAACGACGUGAACCUCUGGGAGGAAAGGAUGGGUCGCGACGAUUGGGAUGUGGACGCUCGAGACGAGAUGCCGUCCGAGAUGAGACGUCAGUUCGAGGAGCGGGGAUCCGCCGAUGCUCCUCUAUGCUGCGAGGAUUUUGGUUGCUUUGUGCUGAAGGCGGGAGUGAGAAAGCGGUUGAGUGGUUCAGCCAAACUGGUGCUGCAAGCUUGGGAGACCGAGGCACAGGUCUAUGCAAACCGCGUCCAGUCAGCUAGGAAGCUUCGUGAGUACCGAGCUGACUUGAUCGAGAUCGACUGUGUGAGUGAGGACUUGUCUGAGAAGGCCCUGGAAGUCGGUCUGCGUGUGCUUGAGCCUGUGCAAGUCACGAGUGCUAGCCCAGUUUCUGUGAACCCUCGGACCUUGAAGAAGCUUGUCGGCCGGCAUAGACCGUUCCUCGUGGUUUGGAGGGUGAAUGCAAGGCCUCGCUCGAAAUCUGAGGAAGGACGAAUCCGUCAGGUUUGUCUUCUACUGCACGAGCUGCUCAGCGAUGGUGUUCACUUUCUACUACGAGCCUGCGAGGACGAGGUCUUUCUGUCCGGACUUGAGCUUCGUCAACUACAGGCCGCUCCAGGAGUUCGACUACAGAACCGGGACGGCGUGACGUACAUGACGAAUCUCCCGGAGCUCCUUGCCACGAUCUUCGCGAACCAAGUUGAGGCUCAACCGUUGAAGGAGGAGAUCCAGUUGAUCAAGGCUCUCCAAGAUGUUCUUCAUCAACGAGGAGAUGAACGAUGGAACCAAAACUGGCAAGUUUUCUCGGGUCUGCCGGGUGACGACGAGGCCUGGGUAUGCGACGUUCAUCAUGAUGAUCCCUGGGAGAACUUUGAUCUGCUGUGGGAACCACCCGGUGAACCUCAGACCUCCAGUGUGUUCUUCUUGGACAUCAGCCGUCAAGAGGAAUCGUGGAAGCCUCUUUUGCAAGAGGCUGAACAGAGGCUCAAGAACCUCGCGACCAAUGGGGUUACCUUGAAGCCUUCACCCUACCUCGAGCGUGUGAAAGCCUUGGUGCCCUGGAAAUUGCAAAGGGUGCAGAUCUUCCGUGCGCCCAAACAGCGCCGAUUGCCUGCUGAGGUAUCUCAAGAAGGCACUCAGCACCGGGGAGCCGCCCUUAUGCACAACGACGACACCAUCGUCUUUGAGGCCGAGAAGAUCAGCUCGAUCAUCCAAGCUCCGACCGGGAAGUUCACUAAGCCAGUCCGGAUCGCCAUCUUCUUCUACGGUGACGCUCCGGCUACAAGUAUGAACGACCAAGAGAACGAGUUGCCUGAGCAACCGAAGAAUCGGCCUGAGCCCCGCGAGGGAGAGCCUCAUGAGAAAAUGCAUGUCCACCAGCCGGGCUACCGCGACAUCACGUUCCCCGGAGUCGAUAUCCCCAGCUGGAUGCAGCAGGUACUUCGUCGCCUGCAUUGCAACCUCGGGCAUCCACCUAAGGAAACUCUGGUCCGACAUUUGGCAAUCGCCAAGGCUUCAGAAGCUGCUCUCAAAGGGGCCCGUCAUUUGCGAUGCGAGGUGUGCCUUCGUGUCAGCCCACCACAUCAACCACGAGUGUCAAAGGCCUUCCAGGCUCGGAGGUUCAAUGACAGGAUGUCCAUGGAUAUCAUCUACCUCAAGGACAUCCGAGGAGGCACCCAUAUGUUCCUCAACUGUGUGGACGAUGCGACGUGCUAUCAAGCAGCAUCAAGAUUGUUGUCGAGAUCAGAGGAGAAUGUGGUGUCGAACUUGGUGAAUGGUUGGUUCUGUUUCUUUGGGCCACCUGAUGAGUUGACCAUCGAUGCGGAAGGAGCCUUUCGCGGCAUGCGGUUCGAGUCGCUGCAUGCGCAGCUGAAUGUGGAUGUUCGGUGCAUCCCUCCGGACUCACACUGGCAACUUGGAAAAGCCGAACGCCAUGGCCAGGCGCUGCGAUACAAUGCCAGUCGUUUGAUCAAUCAGUUUGCUGCGCUCACUGUGGCCGAGGUCAACGUAUGUGUAGCCUCGGCAGUGCAAGCAAAGAACCGCCUUAUGAGAAGGAGUGGAUCCAGCCCCAAUCAGUGGGUGUUCGGCAAGGACCCUAAACUUCCUGGAGCCUUGCUCAGUGAUGGCGGGAGUAUUGAGAGUGCACAGCUCACCAGCGACUCGGAACGUCUCAUGCAGAUCGAGAGCAUUCGCGUGCAGGCCAUGAACAACCACCACGAGUUCGAGGCCAACCAGGCGCUGCGGUCGGCAUUGUUGCGGAAGAGCCGACCCUAUCGUGGUGAGUUCUACCCCGGGCAAAAGAUUGCUUACUUCCGCAAGCGAACUGCUGCUGGUGAUGGAGAAGGCACCGUCGAGGGUUACCGUCAGGGAAUUGUGGUGUCGCUGGAUCGCAACCCCAAUUCCAAUGUUGCAGCCAAUCUGUGGAUUCGCAACAGUCGAGGACGCCUCGUGCAGGCCUCACCCGAGCAGUGUAGGCCUGUCUUCGGUGAGGAAUGGUGGUCGCCCGACCCUGCGGACCUGGAGGUUCUUAGAAAGUUUGACAAGGAUGUGCAGUUGCAUCCGAGGGCUUUUCGGCAUUCUGACCAUCCAGGUCCCGCGGAUGACCGUCAAAUCGCUGAGGCUAUCGAUGCACAACUGCCUCCGCAACUGUCUGAGCCCUCGCAGGACGAGCCUUUGCAGCCGCAGGCCGGCACUCCUGUUGUGCCCGAGGAUGAUACCGAACAGGCGCCGCGACCUACUCCGCUGACUUUGGAUCCUGCUGGUCGCCCUGUGCUGGAGAACUCCGAGGACACGCGCGAGAUCGAGGAUGAGGGAGACUUUCAGCGUGCUGUUUCAGGUUCAGAUUUGACAAACUUACCCGGCGUAGAGCCAAUGUCCAAGAUCGUUGAGACCGUGUUCGCAAAUUAUCUUCAGCACCCAAUUCCUCAACGGGUCCUACGCCUCUUUCUGCUGAGCCGGAGUCUUCAUUUCUCCUUUAUUGUCAAGGAUGCGGUGAACAGUACCGCAAUUUUCCUGGCCGAUGCGGUCAAGGAGAGAGAGGCCUUCGAUAAGCUGCUGGGUGUUACCCGUGAUCAUGUAGAACCGGCCCCUUCGCUCAAAGAUCCUCAAGUCCAGGAUGUGAUCGAUGACUACCAGUCUCACGUCCCGGGCAUCUAUGUUCACGAAGCCUUCCUUACGGCUGCCUAUGUGUUCGGCAACGCCGACCAGGAGGAAGGUGUCUUUGCUCCCCAUGCUGAGCCACAUACAACGAGCAUUGCUAGCGAAACUACUACGUCCAAUUAUCCGACAACCUCCAAACCGCCCCCGCUGUCCGAGUCAUUGGCCGCAUUGCUGCUGAAGAGGGAGGACUUCUCUCAUGACUCAUGCCAUCAGCUACUGCAGACGGCCACUUACAAGCCGGUAGAUCGACAGUGCUUGUCGGCGAGCUCUGGCAAUGCUGGUUCCUUGACCUUGGGUUACUUCAGUCAUGGCCGGCAACAUGGCUUCACCAAGGCUACCGACAACAACCGCGCCCUGCUGAAGUACGUGAACGCCUACCUGAAGCACCACGGCCUCCAAGGCAAGACCAGCAGUGUGUUCAUUGGGCGAAACAUCCGGAGCCGCUACCACAAGGACGUCCACAACUCCAAGGGCGCUGCGAACUGGAGCAUAGCCUUGGGGAACCAUGUGGGAGGGCAUCUGUGGGUCGAGGCUGAAUAUGACUCGGCGAACUCCGGGGAAAUUGUCCGGCGCUCCGUGAAGGGCAAGAAGGUCUACGGCAAGUUCCACGACAACUACCAGAAGCUCGUCCAGUUCGACCCGGACAACUACCACGGCACGGAGGAGUAUGUGGGCGAGCGCUUCGUCAUCACGGCUUACCAGACCAGACUGGCUGACUUAGCUUCGGAGGACUCGCUCAAGAAGAUGCGCAAGCUGGGAUUCAAACAAGGCGGCAAGCACGUGACCUUCACCACGGCCACAACCGCAGACUUCACUCCAGACCUGCCCAAAGAAAUCCGCCCUCUCUGGGAGGUCUUCCCAGUGAAAGAGCAGUCCUCAGCUGGCCAAGAAGCGGAGAAAGUGAUUGCCAUGGAGUCCUCGUCCGACGAAGAGGGCUGCGACGGAAGUUCUGGCUUUGGUGCCAGGCGAGCCGCUCAACAGGCGAGGAAGAAAGAGGUGCAUUGGCAAUCCAUGACCGAGGACGAGAUUGAGCCGUUUGUCGAGGCGCUCCGCAAAGAAUGGUCAGAGUGGCAGAAGUGGGCCAGCUGCUCACCGGUGCAUGUGAAGGAAGGCGCCAUCGCCCCUCAUCUGGUUCUUCGAUCCAGAGUCUGUUAUCGCUGGAAGCCGGCAGCAUCUGGUUUCAAGGCAAAGGCGAGAGUGGUAGUCGCCGGAUUUCGCGACCCCCACUUACCGCUCCUGACUCGCGAUGCCCCGGUCUUGGCUCGUGCAUCACUGCACUUGCUUUUGCAAUGGGCGGCGACCUUUCGGGUCAAGUUAUGGAAUGCAGAUGCGAAGUCGGCCUUCCUCCAAGGAGACCCUGACUCCGAACGCCCUGAGCCGAUCUUCAUGAAGCCACCGGGUGACCCACUUGCGCUUCAAGCAGUACCAGAGUGGCGUGUGAAAACGUUGUUGUACAAGCUGUCGGCACCGGUCUAUGGGCAGUCCAAUGCACCGAGACAGUGGUACAAUCACUUUUCCAGGGUGCUUCGUGAACUCAGCUGGGAAUCCCACAGUUUGGACCCCUGCUUGUUUCUGUACCGGCACGACAAUAAGGUCGUGGCGCUUCUGGGCCUCCACGUGGACGACCUGCUGAGCUGCGCCUUGCCCGGCUACGAGGAGGUGCUAAACCGCGUCGAGUCCAAGUUCACCUGGGGAUCACCGUGGACCAGUGGCGACUUCACCUUUGUCGGCCGGCACAUCAAGCAAUGGCCGGAUGGAUCCAUAACGGUUGAUCAGGCUUCGUACGUCGAGGAAGUCCCCGCCACACGUGUGAAGUUGGACGAUGCUGAGUUACUCAGCCAGCACCCGGAGCUGGUGACAGAGUUCCGUUCGGGCAUCGGGUCGCUUCAAUGGCUGGCAUCAACCUCGAGAGGCGACAUCGCCAGUGAUGUGAGCCUACUGCAGAAACCUCCUACACAACUCACGGUGGCAGACCUGAAAGAGGUGAACGCAGUCUUGAGGUACGUCCGAGCUACUGCAUCCGCCUGCAUCAAGAUAACCCCGAUCGAUGUGGACCAGUUGAUCUUCGUUGCCUACGGUGAUUCUGGAUUCGCGAACGCCCCGGGGAACAAGUCUCAGGGCGGCUUGGUCAUUGUGGCGACGGACAGAGUGGCCAAAAACCAGGAGACCUCCGCCUCGCUGCUUGAGUGGAAGAGCUACCGUCACCAGCGAGUUUUGAGGAGUACUUUGGCGGCAGAAGCAGCGGCGCUGGAUCGUACACACGACCAUGCGCAUUUUCUCGCGAUGACCUUCAGCGAGAUGUGCGAUGCCACCUUCAUCUCCACCCUCAACGACCGGCCGCUCUUCGAGGUUAUCCCCGUGACUGAUGCUAGGUCGCUUUGGGACUCAGUUCACAGGCUCACCACCUCGUUUCAAGAGAAGCGGGUAGAGCUAGACGUAGCAGCGCUUCGACAGACCUGUAAAGGCCUUAGAUGGGUCCCGUCGGAACAACAGCUAGCAGACGCGCUCACCAAGCGCUCACGGGCUCUUCGUGACUCCUUCAGAGAAUGGAUGUCAAACCCAGUGGUCAAGCUCAAAGACAGCAAAACACCAGCUGAUCUGCUGGGGACCAGCGCUAAUGCAGCGUGGCGAUGA